This is a messenger RNA of Physeter macrocephalus (sperm whale), 1892 nucleotides long. Its product is annotated as palladin-like. Lineage: Eukaryota; Metazoa; Chordata; Mammalia; Artiodactyla; Physeteridae. Bases 638 to 1018 code for a protein of 126 amino acids. The record is from RefSeq and is a predicted model, not a curated record. The transcript is spliced from 6 exons.
UCCACAUACCUCUCCACAAAGAUCUACAACCCUGCAUAGAUCCUCCACCAAAGUCAAUGCUGAUAUUAAUAUGACAUUUCUGAAAUCAGUAAAAUUAUAAUCCUGACCCAAGCAACUGUGAGCUAUCUCCUGUCUUCUGGAUUGAGAGGAAGGGCAGCUUGAAUUUCCUUGAAAUGCCAAUACCAAAAUUCUUUACAUUCCAGCUAAAAAUGCUUUGCUCACCAUGAGACUUUGUCUUCUGCCCUGCCUUUUAUCUCCUGGUUUCCAUUCAGAUUUGAUGUAUAACUAUUAGUGGUUAACUCAUGGUCACAUAUUUUUUGGUCUUCUGUUGCAAGGAUGUGCACUCCCCAAGUGUCAUUAAUACAAAGCUGGGGCUGCACCAAAUACAGUGGAAUAGAUAGACCCUUCCCCAGUCCUUCCAGUUGAUACCCUAGCCUCUUUGCCGACAGCUGUCGUUCCAGUUUAUGCCCCUCCUUACCAGACAGCAGGGAUCUACCUCAAACAAACCCAGCCCUGAGGGGCUCUUCCUGUGAGGACAACAGAAGAAAAGCACACAGACAACGUGGAGGCUGUUAAGUACCCAGAGAAGUAAGAAAACAUUUUCUCUCUGGGAUUAUGCUUGGAAUAUGCAACAGAAAUGUCAGAGAUAAAGAAGAAAACCACUAGAGUUUCUCUGACCAUCAGUUCCCCUGUUAAUGAAACCUCCAAUAUCAGAUCAAGUUAUUCUACCUUAGUUCAACCACUGUGUAUUGACCCCCAGAGGAUGCAGAGUCCCUGCAGCAGCCUGUCGGGAUCCACUUGUGUAGUAGCCCCUGUGUUUACCAAGCAUCUUCAAGACAUCUCUACAACCAGAGGUCAGUGUGUCGUGUUUGAAUGCCGAGUCCAGGCCACAGCCACAGUUCAAGUUCACUGGUACAGAGAGAAAGAGCAGAUAGCAGACUCAGAUGACUUCCGAAUUCUGAGAAAAAAAGCUUGUUUAUCAUCCAUUCCUGGUAAGUACAAUUUUUCAACAUCUUGAAAAUAAAUAAUUAAACCAAAUUUAGCAUCAGAAGACUUUGUCUCCUAAGCCACUUUUGCCUUCAGGAGCAGUUUUGAGGCUACCCUAUGCCAACUCUUGAACUGCUACAACAGAAGAAGCAAGAUAACUGGGAUUUAUCAGUGUAUUUAUUCGUUUAUUCAUUCAUUCAACAUGUAUUUACUAGACACAGGCUAUGGCCAGGUUCCAUUCUUCACACUGAGGAGUCCCUGCCCUCACAGGGCACCAAUUCUUCCUCUAAUUCCAUUUGGCAUAUUAUUUGUGCCUCAUGAGCAACAUACAGAGGCAGUAAGGAGGUGUCCUGACAUCAUAUAUCCAAAUUGUUGACUGUCUAAGAAGUAUGUGUGGUGCCCAUCACACAGUGGCCAUCACUGUCUAACUACCAUGGCAAUAAUAAUCUUUAGGUCAGUUCAGAAAGUCUUUCUAUAGGACCUUUAUGCCAAGCACUAAAGCUACAGAAAUCUAGAAUUCAAGAGAUAAAAGUAUAAUCCCUGCUUUUAAGAAACUCAUAGUCUAGUAGAGAAAACAGAUGUGUCUAAGAAGUAGGUGUUAGGGACCAUGCUGGGAUUAUUUUAGGUUGUAUUUUUAAGAUUUAUCUUCAUGAGCCCACUCAAAGACACAAAAACUAAUCAGAUGGAUUUUUUUAAAUCUUAGGAAUACAAUAUUUAUUCCCAGUACCUACUCUCCCUGACAUCCUCUCACACUGUUUGUUAAUUUGAGGGAUCCAAAUACUCUGGUCAAGUUGACUCUCUCUCCUUUCCAGAGGAAGUGUGCACCUUAAUUAUCGCAGAAGCAUUUCCUGAAGAUUCUGGGGAAUUCAAGUGCAUUGCAGAAAAUGAGGCUGGGACUGUAGUCU